Molecule: messenger RNA, 3328 nt
Organism: Lytechinus pictus (painted urchin)
Lineage: Eukaryota; Metazoa; Echinodermata; Echinoidea; Temnopleuroida; Toxopneustidae
Product: hemicentin-1-like
Exons: 2
Coding region: 811-2547 (578 amino acids)
Source: RefSeq, a predicted model, not a curated record
AUUUGAAAUAAAUCCGACAUUCCAUAACCAUUCCGUCAGUGUUAAGCUGAGGGAGAGAGCCCCCAUUCGCAUGGAGAAUGUAGUCCAAUGGAACGAAAUAUGUUUAGACAAUCAUUCUAGAAUUUCAAAGAAUACCCGACGCAUUCAGACGGACAAGAGUUGCGGAUCAAGACUAGUUGACACCUGCACGUUGCUUGAGUCUCCAACAGCCUGUCAUCAUUCAAACCACCUUGGUGCGAGAAACAGUGAGCUCCUCUCACCUUGCGUUAGGAUUAGGUACAUCACUGAAAGAUUGUCAAAACUUUCGAAAAUCCAGAUGAAAGUCUUCGAUUUCGCAUGGGACAUUAUACUCCUUUCUGUACAUUUAUCUAGACCUAUACUUGAACUCCGAUGAUCAUAUGCCCGGAUCUUACGCUUGUUUUCGAGUUUGUGACCCACCCCUUGGGUGCUCCUCUGUGUGAGUAAUGCUUGGGGGAAUGUGACCAGUUGAUAGCAUGUGCCACACUGGGAAUAAGACCUAAAUGACAAAUGCGAUAGCGUAAACCCUUUCACUGAUCAGUUCACGAGGUGCGUUUAUGUAAUUGAUGACUAAAAAGAGAUUUCUUCCCUAUUCUUGUGAAGUGGAUUCAUGGAUUCUUGUGGAUAUUCUAUUUGGAAAACCAGAGUUUGUUUUCAAAGUGCUCACUUGCAGGUGGACCCAAUGUUGGAAUUAUGUUGAAUUAACACUGCAGAGUUUACUAGUCAGCAUCGUAAGCUGUAAGACUUUUGAAGAUAUAUCCACGUAAUAAUUAUCAAAGAUCCAAGGUAACAAUGUCUCCCACACACCCACUGACGUCCAUCAUCUUCUUGAUUUUCUCUGCCGAUGUGAUGGCCAUGCCUAUGAUAGACAGAGUCCCUUCAAAUGUCACUGUUAGACAAGGUCAGGACGCCCUCUUCGAGUGCAGAAUAAGGUACUUGAUAGGAGGCGAGGUCAUGUGGAUCAGGGGUCUUUCGGGACAGCUCAUCAGCAGCAACACCGAAGUGUUACCAGGUGCCACGCCCACCGCUGGUCAAUACACUAUCGAAUCAGACGUGAGGAGGGGUGAAUACAAUCUAAGGAUCUCCCAGGUACAAGCCGGCGAUGCGGGAGAGUAUCGAUGUUACUAUCAUGCGGGAAAUUACUUUGGAAGCCAUGGAGCUUAUCUGGAGGUGCUCCUCCCACCUCCUGAAAGAUACCCUGAAUGUUCCGUACAGCAUAGCAAUAUAAACCUUGCUGUUGGGGACACAGUUCAGUUUGUGUGUCUUUCACAUCAAGGUGUACCACCUGCGUCUCUUACUUGGUACAAGAAUGGUCAGUCGGUUGGACAGGUAUACCACGAGGUCAAUGAGCUUGAGAUAGUGCUGGACUCUUUCGAUAUUGAUGCCGAGUACGAGUGUCGCGCAGAAAGCCCUGCCAUCACGCAACAACGGAGGUGUACGACGCAAUUAGCACUUGAUAGUCCUAUGGUCGUCAUCCAGCCUUAUAACCAGAAAGCCGAGGAGGGUGACACAGUGACGUUUCUUUGCAACAGAAGAGAUAAGCCUAACGAGCACAGGUUUACUUGGUUCUUCCGAGGCGAACGCAUAACUUCGGCAUCAUCAAGUAGGUUUAAUAUCAGCGAUUAUAACAGGGCUUUGACGAUCAAGAAUAUAACUGCAGCAGACAGUGGCGAUAAUAUCAAGUGUGUGGUUCCCGUCCUUUCUUAUAGGUUUACGGGUACAGCUAACCUCAUGGUCAGCAUCAUCACUGGGGAAGUUGUUGGAACCUUGCCACCACCAAGAUUAAUCACAGAUUCACCAACAGAUCAGGAAUCUUCUUCGAUGGGUAGAAAAGGUGAACAAGAUGUUUCCAGUCCUGGAAUGUCUGUGGGCGCUGAUGAAUCGCAAUCGCCAGAUAAAACAGCCCUGUUCGUAAUUCUUGGUGCAGGUGGCGGGUUGUUCAUUGUCAUAUCAGCUAUAGUUAUUAACUUCGUCGUCAUCAGGAGAAAGAAACACAAGAAAGAUCAGCCGAACCCCAAAUCGAACAUCAAACCUGUUGCCUCUGGGUUGUCAUUGAUGACUACAAAAGAUUCCGAAAGGUCUCUGUCAAGCUCUGAUUCCGUCGGCACAUCAAAGACGGCAGUGACGACGGUUACAGCGGCGCCAUGCCCGAAGAAAGAUCCUCAUCCGAAAUCAAAUAAGACAGAUAAAUGUCAGUAUGCUGAGUUGGAUUCAAACGGGUUAAGAUUGAGCGAAUACCAAGGUCUCAAUGCUCCUCCAAUGACCAUUUAUGCCGAACCUAUCAUAACACCAACAAGAUUGGUUCCCAGGCCUGAACAUCAAGAUGGUUUCCAUGACUACGCAUUACCGGACAUCUUGCCAGAGCUGGAAGCACCUCAAGAAGAGUAUGUUGAACCUGAUCCACCUCCUAGAAGCAAAAAGGAAGAACCUGAACCGCAAACACUUACGACUAAAGAAGCACCCAAGCCAGAGGAAAAGAAACUUUCUCAACAAAGUCCUGAUGGUGUUUACAUCGAAAUUAUAGCUUGAUUGACGAGCUUUCAGGGCUAUGUUAACUUUUUAAAAUGAAGUGAUGAUAUUUAGGAAUUCAUUUGAACAAGGACAGAUGACGACAGCAAUUAUAAUCCGAUCGGGGAAUGUUGAUGUAUAGAAUCUAUCCAUUGACAAAGAGGUCAAGUUGCCGAAGAGUAUAAAUUGAAGUAAAAAUUAUCCACUCAUAAAUUAGCCCAUUUCGUUCCGAAUCGAAGAAAAUAUAAUGGAAAGAUAUAUACAUGUAGAGUAAUAAGUAAUACAUGCGUUUAGAAAAAAGUCAACGAUUCACGUAAAAAAUCUGUAGAAGGUUAUCUAGUCAACUUGGUCAAAGUAUUGCUAAGUACUGAGAUGAAUAAGUUCUCAUUUUUUGAUAAAUUAUCCUUUCAAAAUAUUUGACAUCUUAAGUUAAAAGUGACGCUGGAGCGGGCGGAAAUGAGUUAAAGCCUGAGUUUUUGGUAUGAAGUUUCAAUAAUGUGAAUUGUAGUGAGUAAACUUUGAUCUGAUAAUCAAAUCAUACAAGAGAGUAGUGACCGUUUUUCUUCUGUUGAUUCGAUAUCAAAGUACCCUUUUCUUUUUUGCUAUUCCAGCUAUUAACGUAGCACUUAAGGGUGUAGUAUAUUUAUUCAUAAUACUUCGUCAGGUGCCAAUUCCACAAUUAUGUUAAUAAUUUGUAUAUAUCGUUAUUUUGUACAUAUCUAAUUAUUUUGUGUAAAACCCCAGUGUAAAUGAAAUGUAACAUAGUAUAAAAAAUAAAGCAGGCAAACAGAAAGUUCAUUAA